Messenger RNA from Brettanomyces bruxellensis, 1176 nucleotides. RefSeq lists its product as uncharacterized. The transcript has a single exon. The coding region runs from base 1 to 1176 and encodes 391 amino acids. The record is from RefSeq and is a predicted model, not a curated record. Gene Ontology annotation, molecular function: NAD+ binding. NCBI's taxonomy places the organism in Eukaryota, Fungi, Ascomycota, Pichiomycetes, Pichiales, Pichiaceae.
AUGAAGACUUUAAGAUUAGAUGAUCCGGAUUCUCAAGACGAUUUGCAAACUCUAAACAAGCUGAUUUCUAGUACAAGAAAAAUUGUGGUUCUUACAGGUGCUGGAAUUAGCAGAAAUGCCGGUAUUCCAGACUUUCGAUCAUCAAGUGGAUUAUAUAAACAGAAAUAUAGCAACGGGACAAUUAAUUGUCGGGAAUUAUUUGACGUUUCGAUAUAUAGAGACGAAAGUACCAUCCGGUUAUUUAAUGAAUUCAUGCAAAACAUGUAUUACCAAAAGGUGAAAUGUGCACAUCCCACGAAAACCCAUCAAUUUAUAAAGUAUUUGAAUAGUCAUAAAAAGCUUAUGCGAUGCUAUACUCAAAAUAUCGAUGGACUUGAGAGACGACUUGGAAUGAGGACCGAAUUCGAUCAGUUAAAUGAUUGGAACCAUAUUGAUGUCGUUCAGCUUCACGGCGAUUUAAAUACCUUAAAAUGUAGCCGGUGUUCUAAAAAAUUUAAAUGGAACGAAAUAUAUGUCAAUCAGAAGGGAGCUAAGGAAGAUGCAGGUUUUCUUAUUGCAUGUCCCAGCUGCAUGGAGGAAUAUAAAAAGAGACAAAAGGAGGGAAAGAGGUGCUGCCAAUCAAGCAUUGGUAUAAUUAGACCAAACAUUGUUUUAUAUGGAGAGGAGCACCCAUAUGGAGAAAUACUGGCAAAAAAUCUGUCCAGGGAUAUCAUCCGGAACCCCAAACUUUUCCUUAUAUUUGGGACAUCUUUAAAAGUGAACGGUGUGAAAAAUCUCGUGAGGAAAUUGUGCCGACGAAUACACAGAAAUGUUCCUGAUGGAAAAGUUGCAAUCAUAAAUAACACCAAAAUUUGUCAAAGUGUCUGGGAUACAUACAUAGACUAUCAGAUAGUUUGUGACUGCGAUGAUUGGUGCGAUUACGUAGAGUCAUGUGUUCCACGUUUAUCACAAGAGCCUAAACAACAAAAAAAGCUUUGCGUAAAAGGUUCAAAGAAGAACAGCAAAAAUGAGAAAAAUAAUUCGAUAAAGUUGCAAAAGUGGCCAGAGCAUGAGUGUAAGGGUAAGAGAAAGGCUAGACAACUACAAAAUCCAGAUGCAUUGGAAAAUGAACGUACAAAGGACUCAACCAGAGAUCGUGAUUGCAAGCGGAUAAAAAGAGAGAUUAUGGUAUUAUAA